Molecule: messenger RNA, 255 nt
Organism: Sclerotinia sclerotiorum 1980 UF-70
Lineage: Eukaryota; Fungi; Ascomycota; Leotiomycetes; Helotiales; Sclerotiniaceae
Exons: 2
Coding region: 1-255 (84 amino acids)
Source: RefSeq, a predicted model, not a curated record
AUGGCGAUUGUGAGGGCGCCAAGGAUGAGGAAGAGAGAGGAGAUACGUGCUAGGAGGAGAUCUUUGUGGGUUGUUGAGAAGGAGAGUUUGGUUAUGAGGAGAGAAGAGAGGGAGGGAAUGAGGAAGAGGAGGAGGAGAAUGUUGAUUAGAGCACGGAGGGAGAGGAUUAAGGAGGCAUGGGAGAAGCAGGAGAAGAACUGGGAUAGUAAGAAGUGGUCGACUAGUGGUGUAAAAAUCAGUGAGGCGACGAGUUAA